UUGUCACGUGCUUUGCACAUGAGAACAAGGAGGAAGAAGAAGAAGCCACGGUUAUCCGUUCGCUGCCACGUUGUACGAGCAUUCCUUUCCGUCGCAGUAGUCAAGUGCUCUGUCCAGCUUCUGCAAUCUCUGAAAGGCUGGAUGUUACGCACCUAGGACACAAUGGAAGAGAGCACGACUUCGCUCCCCGCAGAAAAGCCCUCAAAAUCCAGGAGCAAGGAAAAGUCUGCUGAUCCUGAGAAAAAGAAAUCAAAAAAGUCCAAAGAAAAGACUGAGGACUCAAGGACAUCCGACAAAAAGGAUAAGCGCUCAAAAUCCCAGGAAAAGACGACAGAGUCAAAAGCAUCCAAUCCUGAAGAAAAGCGCAAAUCGAAGAGCAAGGAGAAGACUUCCGAUUCACUGGCGUCGCAUCCUGAUGAAAAGCCAUCGAAAUCAAAACGCAAGGACAAGGCAGCUGAAAGACGCGCUGAAGAAACAUCGCAAGAAAGAGCAGACGAAUCUUCUGUCGUGGUUAAGCCUCGAAAGAGCUCCAAACGGAAGACUCAGGACGAAAUGGUCGGGGUCAGCCUUCCAGUACCACAAGGAAACAAGAGGGAACAAGAGACCAGAGGAACAUCACCAAUAACGUACGCUCUGGCAGGAGCCGUCCUGGUCAUCAUUCUUGGACUGGCGAUACUGGGGCUGUACUUUAUUCUCAAGACCGGUCUCCAAGGGGAAGGUACAGGUCCGAGCCACACGCCUCCAGUACCCACCAGCAACGAAGUGACGACGAGUGCCACUCGAGUACCCGGUGCCGCAAGCAGCGAUGUCACAUCAUCAACUCUAGUACCUGGGGCCGCAAGUAGCGAUGUCACAGCACUGACUCGAGUACCUGAAGCGACUACAAGCGGCGGUAAAUCUUCCAGCACGCCUAGUCCAAGGCCAUUCACUCAAAGCUCAUCGAUCUCCACCAUAAGGUAUGACGAAAGCAUCACUGGCUGUACCACGGAUGACUGUCGGUACAUUCAAAACCUCAUCGACAUGUCUGUGGACAGAAGUAAGGAUCCCUGCAACAAUUUUUACGAGUAUGCGUGUGGUGCAGCCAAGAGAAAUUACGCCGCUCAAUACGACCUUGCCCAAGGGGGAACUCUCGAUGUACUCUCACACAGUAUCUCAGAGUCAAUCAACAGUAGCAUGGACGGAUCAAUUAUACCAAGCAGAAACCAAAGGGUAAUCGAAAAAUGCGCCUCAUUCUUUCGCCACUGCCUCGAUGCAUCAGCGAACCGAAGGAGCAAUUUGGAUGCCAUAAAAGGAUAUUUACAAAGCCAACGCAUGGAUCUGGAAAACCGUAAUCUCCAGUUUGACUCCUUCGAUAUAUUCGUCAAAUUUACGUUAGACUUGGACAUACCUUUAAUAUUCGAAUUCUCCGUAUUUAAAGAGUCGCCGCACCUUAUUAUACGCAUAGACGAGCAUCCCAUGACCACAAGGUACAUGACCGGCUGGUACAGCAGAGGAAGGGGUAAAGCCCGAUAUGUCCACACUGUACUUUCGGACAUCUAUAAUAGGGCAUUCGCUGAAGAUUUUUUAAACGAGCUGGUGGACAAUGUGACAUCCAUAAUUAGAGUAAUCAAGAGGAGUCUCCGUAGACUUCCCUUUAGUGGAGUACAUAUCUGGGAAGUAAUCUCGGCGGCUCCCGACUCACCACUUUUACAGCGGUGGAACGCGGCGCUGAGCCGCUACUUUACAAAUGGAACCCUCUUCCGAUUCUACACAGCCCACAUGAAAAUACUGCGCGACAGGAUUAUCACGGAAGACGCCACGAUGAAGUGGUUUAUGGCGUGGAGGACGGCGGAUUUUCUCUACGCCACACUCGGAGCUCGGGAUGGCAAGGAUGCUCGGGUUACGAGAGAGGAAUGCUACGGGAUAGCGAACACGUUGUUUCCGUUUGUCAUGAGCUCCGCGGUGCUCUUCGCAUCCGUCGAAGAGGAAAGGGUGAAGCGCGUGAAAGCCAUGUUCGAAAAGAUAAUUAAUGCCUUGGAGCGAUAUCUCGAAUACAGCGUCGUAGUAGUAUCCAAUACCCGAAAGGUUGCCCAGACAAAGCUGCAGGGUUUGCAUAAGAGGGCAGAAAUUGGUUACGCGUCUUACCGAGUGAGCACUGAAGCAAACCUCGCGGACCUCUACCGGUCCGUGCCAGACUUGAACGGUCCCUUCAUCAUGGACUUCGUACACGCGAGCGAAAAGACUAGAACGUACUGGUCCAUAGUCUUUGCGGGAGAUCUGGAGUUCGCAGCCAAGUGGAAAGGCGAACUGCCGGUGUUCGACGGCAGCGUGCAUUACGACGCGACACAGAACAAGCUUACAAUUCCGCCUGCUAUGAUGAUGAAGCCUGUCUACGCACUGGAAGCCCCUCCCGAAAUUAACUAUGGCGCUCUGGGACGACUCGUGAUGAAUAACAUCAUGCAUGCAUUCGACGAGAACGGACAGCGUUACAAAGAGGCAGGUCAUGAAGAAAAUUGGUUCAAUUCUGAGAGCAGGAGGAACUUCGAUGAUAAGCUACAAUGCUUAUCUAUCAUGGUGAAUGGACUGCCCAAUGCAGUGAAAGCACAGCACAUUUCGAACGAAUACAUCACAGACGUCAUGGGCACCGAGCCCAUCAUCGGGGCCUACAACAACGAACCAUUGAAGAGCCACGAUGUUAACCCGGGAGAUAAGCUUUUCUACCUAUCUUGGUGUCUGCUGUGGUGCGGUAAGCAGGUCGGAGACCGCCGGUUGGGAACCUUAGAAAAUAGGUGCAACUUGCCUCUUAUGAACACGGAUCAUUUCGCUACUACGUUCGGCUGCGCUUCCAAUACUUUAAUGAAUCCUCGGCUCAGGUGCGUCUUCUGGUGAGACUUACUGCGGGACUACAAGUAGUACCGCGCACCGUGCUCUGAUAUUAAAAGUGAUAUGUUUA
Molecule: messenger RNA, 2932 nt
Organism: Ornithodoros turicata
Lineage: Eukaryota; Metazoa; Arthropoda; Arachnida; Ixodida; Argasidae
Product: neprilysin-2-like
Exons: 10
Coding region: 163-2868 (901 amino acids)
Biological process (GO): protein processing
Cellular component (GO): plasma membrane
Molecular function (GO): metalloendopeptidase activity
Source: RefSeq, a predicted model, not a curated record